Brassica napus (rape) is the source of this 1306-nucleotide messenger RNA. Its product is annotated as elongator complex protein 2-like. Lineage: Eukaryota; Viridiplantae; Streptophyta; Magnoliopsida; Brassicales; Brassicaceae. Gene Ontology annotation, biological process: tRNA wobble uridine modification. The transcript is spliced from 3 exons. The record is from RefSeq and is a predicted model, not a curated record. The coding region runs from base 545 to 1081 and encodes 178 amino acids. Gene Ontology annotation, molecular function: protein binding. Gene Ontology annotation, cellular component: elongator holoenzyme complex.
UGUAAUAUACUUGAGUGUUCUUAAUAAAAUAAAAAUUCCUUGUUAUAAGAUAAUUGUUUCCUUUCUUAAAGACUUUAUCAACCCCUUUGAUCCUAAGCACCUCCUUUGUGGUUAUACCUACUAAGUGUUUGUAAAUUAGGUUAGAAGUUUAGGAUUUAAAGAUGUUCAAAUAAUUCUUUAGGAUGAGACCUUUUGAUAUGUUCAUUCUUUUUGAACAACUUGAUAUGUUCGUUCAGUUAAAGUUUUAUUUGUGAGAAUGGUAUUAACGCCGGCUGGUCCCGGGAGGAUUGUUUGGACCAAGCCUAGACACCUCCUAGUUAACAAAAUAUAAAUUAUUUGUGGGCCGCGUGUUCUCCACAGAUGAGAGAAAUGAAGCAGAGGAUGAGCAUUGGCAUGAACUGGCUCGUCCUCAAGUUCAUGGUCAUGACAUUAAUUGUGUGGCUAUGGUUCAAGGUAAAGGCAACGACCGUUUAUCUUUAUUGAAGACACUGAACCAUUACUUGUGCCUGAGGAGAAGGUAGCCUCCCAGAGGAUUUACAAGCAGAUGUGCAGGUCCUUGGCUCAAUUUGCAUCCAUGGCGGAAAUAUGGCGAUGGGAGGUUGGGACAUGGAAAGCUGUUGGUCGUUUGCAGUCUCACAGCUUGGACAGUGACACCCUUGGAGUUCUCUUAAGAUUGACAUUCUGUGCUUGUGUGUCUCCGGAGAUAGUCACUUCUCAGUUUUCUCUAUCCAAAGAACAGCGGUUUAGUCUUGAAUAUUGUCCUCUAAGUCUGUGUCUGUCUUUGUCUUCCUUGAUCAACUCUGAUAAGACAAUGGCGAGGUUAGUCACAAACUCAUGGCAAAAGGCUGAAGCACAAAAGAGGUUCAUCUGGGCUUGUUCAUGGAGACCGUUUGGCCACCAGUUUGAACCUUCAUCAAGAGAUAAGACUCUGAAGAUCUGGCCCUUCGAGAAAGAUGCUCGGGUCAAACAGGUUCUUGCUUUGCCUCAAUUUGGGAGCAGUGUCACAGCCGUAGGAUGGACAAGACUAGACCACAAGGAGAAGAGCAGGGUGCAUAGCAUUUGGGAUGGAGGGUGGAGUUAGAGUUGUGGAAAAUAAAGAUCAAAGAAACAGAGGAAGCUACAACAGUAACACCAUGUCUUGCUCUGAGGCUCGAACUGUGCAUGUAUCAUGUCUAUCCCGUGAACCCGUUAAACAUGGAGACCAACCGAGAGUAACCAGAACUCUCUUUCCCUAUAAGCUAUAGCCACUGUACUGGUUAUGUAAAAUUUUGGUGCCCAAGUUGAAACAUGUCAUCAAAUCAAAACG